Trichoderma reesei QM6a is the source of this 1380-nucleotide messenger RNA. Its product is annotated as peptidase C1B-like protein. The transcript is spliced from 2 exons. The record is from RefSeq and is a predicted model, not a curated record. Gene Ontology annotation, molecular function: cysteine-type aminopeptidase activity. Bases 1 to 1380 code for a protein of 459 amino acids. Lineage: Eukaryota; Fungi; Ascomycota; Sordariomycetes; Hypocreales; Hypocreaceae. Gene Ontology annotation, biological process: proteolysis; L-homocysteine catabolic process; response to toxic substance. Gene Ontology annotation, cellular component: cytoplasm.
AUGCGGGAGCCCGAGGGCUUGCCCGUGUCGUCGGUUGAGCUCUGGAUAGACAGCCUGAUGAGGGACCCCAAGAACAGACUCGCCCACGCCGCCCUGAGCUCGUCCGACCCCCGCCAGGCUCUCACCACGCGCUCCUCAAAGGUGGCCAACCAGCACGUCUUCAACGUGCGGAUCCCGUUCGAGGGCGACCCCAUCACCAACCAGCGGUCCAGCGGCCGCUGCUGGCUCUUUGCCUCGACAAACGUCUUCCGCGUGGCGCUCAUGAAGCGGCACGGGCUGGCCUCCUUUGAGCUCUCGCAGGCCUACCUCUUCUACUGGGACAAGCUCGAAAAGGCCAACUGGUUCCUGGAGCAGGUGAUCCAGACGGCCGGCGACGACCUCGACGGGCGCGUCGUCCAGCGGCUGCUGAGCGACCUCGUGUCCGACGGCGGGCAGUGGGACAUGGUGUACAACCUCGUCGAAAAGUACGGCCUGGUGCCGCAGAGCCUGUACCCGGACAGCUGGAGCGCCAUGAACUCGAGCGCGCUCAACGGCAUCGUCAAGACGAAGCUGCGCGAGCACGCGCUGCGGCUGCGCGAGCUGUGCCGGCAGAUGCCGGGCGCGCCGCCGUCCUUUAUCGGCGCGUACAAGAUGCGCAUGGUGCAGGAGAUUGCGCUCGUCAUGACGCUGCUGCUGGGCCAGCCGCCGCGGCCGAGCGACGAGUUUGCGUGGCAGUACGUCGACAGGGACGGCAAGGCGCGCGAGGUGAGGACGACGCCGAGGGCGUUUGCGAAGGAUAUCUACAGUGCCGAGUUCCGCGUCACGGCGGAUGCCAUCCAGGGCAUGAUUUCGCUCGUCCACGACCCGCGGCACGAGCCGCUGCGCAAGCUCACCGUCUCGCGGCUGGGCAACGUCGUCGGCGGCAGGGCCGUGACGUAUGUCAAUGUCGAGAUGGAGACGCUCAAGGCGGCGUGCGUCAAGAUGCUCAAGGCGGGCCUGCCCAUCUUCUUCGGCUGCGACGUGGGCAAGUUCAGCGACCGCGCGGCGGGCAUCAUGGACCUGGACCUGUUCGACUACGAGGCCGGGCUCAACACCAGCCUGCGCGGGAUGACCAAGGCGCAGAGGCUCAUGACGGGCGAGAGCCUCAUGACGCAUGCCAUGGUGCUGACGGCGGUGCACCUGGACGAGAGGACGGGGCGGCCGGUCCGGUGGAGGGUGCAGAACAGCUGGGGGACGGCGGCGGGCGAGAACGGGUGGUUCGUGAUGAGUGAUGCCUGGAUGGAUGAGUUUGUGUACCAGGCGGUUGUUGAUCCGAGGUUCGUCGGUAAGGAGGUGAGGGAUGUGUUGAAGCAGGAGCCGAUUGUGCUUCCGCUGUGGGAUCCCAUGGGGUCGUUGGCUUAA